Messenger RNA from Elephantulus edwardii (Cape elephant shrew), 534 nucleotides. It is a transcript of the gene TNNC2, whose product is annotated as troponin C type 2 (fast). The record is from RefSeq and is a predicted model, not a curated record. Gene Ontology annotation, molecular function: calcium ion binding. Gene Ontology annotation, cellular component: myosin II complex. Bases 1 to 534 code for a protein of 177 amino acids. The transcript has 6 exons. Lineage: Eukaryota; Metazoa; Chordata; Mammalia; Macroscelidea; Macroscelididae.
AUGGCGCUAAAGUGGAAAGAGCCGCCUAGCAUUUCUGAGAGUCACAGGAAAGAGACGGACCAGCAGGCAGAGGCCCGGUCCUACCUCAGCGAGGAGAUGAUCGCUGAGUUCAAAGCCGCCUUCGACAUGUUCGACGCUGAUGGUGGCGGUGACAUCAGCGUCAAGGAGCUGGGUACCGUGAUGAGAAUGCUGGGCCAGACCCCCACCAAAGAGGAGUUGGACGCCAUCAUUGAGGAGGUGGAUGAGGACGGCAGCGGCACCAUCGACUUUGAAGAGUUCUUGGUCAUGAUGGUGCGCCAGAUGAAAGAGGACGCCAAGGGAAAGAGCGAGGAGGAGCUGGCCGAGUGUUUCCGCAUUUUUGACAGGAAUGCAGAUGGCUACAUCGACGCCGAGGAGCUGGCUGAGAUUUUCAGGGCUUCUGGGGAGCAGGUCACAGAGGAGGAGAUCGAGUCCCUGAUGAAAGACGGCGACAAAAACAAUGACGGGCGCAUUGACUUCGAUGAGUUCCUGAAGAUGAUGGAGGGUGUGCAGUAA